Messenger RNA from Xenia sp. Carnegie-2017, 1488 nucleotides. RefSeq lists its product as uncharacterized. NCBI's taxonomy places the organism in Eukaryota, Metazoa, Cnidaria, Anthozoa, Malacalcyonacea, Xeniidae. The coding region runs from base 94 to 1191 and encodes 365 amino acids. The record is from RefSeq and is a predicted model, not a curated record. The transcript has 2 exons.
UAUCAUGUUACAUCUGUGCGAUAUAGGAUAUUGGUUGAGACUUUGAGAGAGCAUUGUCGAAGUGGUUCGCAAGGCUAGCAAACGAAUACAGGUAUGGCAAGAUCCCCAAUAAGAUCUAAAGCAUUAGACAUUAGUCAACAUCCAAAGGGACCAAGUCGAUUACCUUUGGGGAAGAAUGAAGGGCCUGUUGCUGUCGCAAACAGAAAACAAAUUUUAGAAAUCGCAAGACUUUUACGUUCGAUGGGCGAUCUUGAAAACGAUGAACAAAAACAACAGGAAAUCAAGAAAACGAAAGACAACGUGAAAUUGACAAAACAUCAGCGCCUAACAAAUUGUUGGAAUAAAGUUGUGAAAACUGUCUGCUUGGUUGUGGACUGGUUGGAGCAAUCAUCGCAUCAUAGCCAUGCAACCGACCAAAUCGAUAGCAUUGACUCAACAAUGCGAGACACCGCGUCAAGUACACCAGAUACUACCAAUAAACCAGAGGACGAGAUGGUGUUAAGAGGCUUGUACCAUAUCAUAGUUCUUGGCUCCCAAACUUUGACCAUUAAGUUGCUAGAAGUCAUAUCGGAGAACUUAGAUAUUCCGGGAAAUCUGUAUAGCGCGAAACGCGAAUAUGCUGAAGAAUGUCUUCGCUUGGUGGAGGAAAAAUACUAUCCAACUUUGGAUGUUAUUGAAAAGGCGUCCGACCUUUUGGUGGAACUAACAAGAAAAUUCGAACCUCACAAAAUUGACAUGUUUAACUCAUACGUUGGUCGUGCUCAAUUGGAGAUACAGCUUUGUCGUGAUUUUCUCGAUGAGGCAAUAACUGCCAUUGACGAAUUGAUGGAAAUAGUAAGCAUAGUGAAAUAUGUGUCACGUGGCGUGCGUUUACUAGGAUGGGGAGUCACGUGUUACUCUUUGUAUCGUAUUACAUCAUCUACAUCUAAACUCGAGGAUCUUGCAAGCUACGUUGUCCCUUUGAGGAGUGCUGCAGUAAAGAAAUUAACCCUUCGGUUGCCUCUUCUGGCAGGCUGCGCUAUUUCUGGCUACUUGUGGUUGUCUUGUUUCCGCCCAAAACGUGCUUAUGAGCUCCGAGAAAAUCUUGAAAAGAUUCGACGCAAGCAUACUCUUUUUAUGAUGCAGUUAAACCACUUAGACAGACGACUAGAAUUGUUGCAGAAUGAUUUUUCUCGUCGGGAUAGCGUUUAGCACAUUUAAUAAAUACUUUAUGAAUACUUUCGAGUAAAUUGAAAACGAGCUAACUGACAACGUGCAGUAAAUAAAAUCCCACCUCACUGAGAUGUUGCUAGUCAAUUUGUGUAAGUGUACACGCAUUCUGUAUGAAUAAUAUUUGAAACUGAUGAUGAAACAGGAUAUCAACACCCUUGGACAUAUCAACAUUGUAGAGUUUUUAAUUUGUAAUUUGUAUUACUGCAUGAAGGUAAUAUCGUUUAUCUGAGUUUAACUGUCACACCUGACGAUAGAGAAUACAAUUGAUAUACACGA